AUGAGUCAGCGUUCGUUCUCUGCGGCCUGUUGCAUCAUUGGCGACGAGAUACUCAAUGGAAAAACUCGAGAUUCAAAUGCGAAUUAUCUCGCCAAAUAUCUGUUCGAGCUGGGAGUGGACUUGAAGAGAAUAGAGACUAUUGCUGAUGAUUACGAAGCCAUUGAAGAGACAAUCAAGCGAUUAUCGAGCCAGCAUGAUCUUGUGUUUACCAGCGGAGGCAUUGGGCCCACGCAUGACGAUAUCACCUAUGCAGCGCUUGCCAAAGCGUUUAAUUUACCUUUAAAGUUGGACGAGGAAACAUGCAUACGUAUGGAGAAGGCAUCUAAAGCCAAAAUCCCAGACUGGAGCUUGACAGAAGAGAGAAAGCGAAUGGCCAUCUUUCCAGAGCCAUCAGAAAAGUUGCGAAAUCAUGAUGAUUUGUGGGUGCCUGUUGUCGUCGUCAACAAGAACGUACAUGUAUUGCCCGGUAUACCAAGGUUAUUCGAGUCACUGCUAGACUCUUUAAAACCACAUUUCGAGGCAUUAAUGGGCGAGCGUCAAUCCUACCAUCGAGUCCAGAUUGCAACCAAGCUACAGGAAGGCAAGAUUGCGCCCUUCUUGACUGAACUGCAAGAACAAUGCAGCUCCAAGCAAAUCAAGAUUGGCAGCUACCCUAAUUGGGGCGAGGGCAAAGAUGGUGCUCGCGUAGUUGUCAGCGUGGUUGGUAAAAACGAGCAAGAUGUUAAUGCAAUUGGAGAUCAAAUUAUUCAAGGCAUUGAUGGGUGGAUCACGAAAGGCAAACUGUAA
This is a messenger RNA of Mucor velutinosus, 786 nucleotides long. RefSeq lists its product as uncharacterized. The record is from RefSeq and is a predicted model, not a curated record. The transcript is spliced from 2 exons. The coding region runs from base 1 to 786 and encodes 261 amino acids. NCBI's taxonomy places the organism in Eukaryota, Fungi, Mucoromycota, Mucoromycetes, Mucorales, Mucoraceae.